CCUUGUCGAUAUGCACACUGUGGCAUCAUCUUCUUCCAGCAAAUCUCCUCUUCAAGAUAUAAUGAACACUCCCAAAUUCCAGUUGAGGAAGAUUCAGCGGGAGAUUAUCAGAGAGCGAGAUUAUAGGGAUGGACUGGAGAAGGAGCUCGCUGGAAAAAUUAGCCUUAUUGCACAAAGAGAAUCUCACAUCAACCAGCUGCAGUAUCGUCUGGACAAGAUGAAAGGGGAACAAACUGCUAAUGAGCUCAGCACCAGGGAACAAAUCCAUGACCUUGAGAUGAAGAAUAACUCGUUACAACUGCGACUCAACGAGCUUCUAAAAGAAAACAAAGAGGCUAAAAGUUCCUUUUUGUUGAUGGAGCGAAAAGUGAAUGAAGUUGAAGAGGAAAACGGCGUCCUCUCUUCACAGAUGCGGACAUUGCAUGCGCAGCUGUCCAUGUGUCGAGCGGAAGUUGUCAGGCUGACAGAAAGCCAAGCAUCUCUUCUAGAGGAGUGGAGAGCCAAAGAGGUCUACUUCAACGCUGAACUCAGUCAAGCCGCUUCACAAAAGGAGCUCCUGACUGAACAAAUUCAGAUACUCCAGGGAAAGAUUUCAUACUUGGAAGAAGAAAUUAGAGCAGCCACAAAGCAAGAUCUAGGCGAAAACAUGGGGCCAGUUAUUGAGAAAGCUCUGGAGAAAGAAGUGGCGAUGCUGAUAUUGGAGAAGGAGAGACUCGUUCAGACCAUGCAGGCCACAGAAAGAGAGAACUUGGCCUCACUUAAAAUGGAGCAAGCGCUCAAGGAAGAGCUUGAAUCGUUGAAGCUGGAAAAAGCUCUGCUCCUAAAAGAAUUGGAAAAAAAACAGGAGACCAAGUGGAUCAAGAAGGAUUUGCAGGAGCAACUUGUGGCGAAAACAGAGGCUGUGGAACGCUACAAAGCUCAGAUGGAAAGGCUGUGAGUCAUUACAAUGACAAGAAACAGCUUCUCCAGGAGAGCCAAGAGGAAGUGGCCAAGCUGAAGCACACCCUGGAAGU
Molecule: messenger RNA, 1013 nt
Organism: Syngnathus acus (greater pipefish)
Lineage: Eukaryota; Metazoa; Chordata; Actinopteri; Syngnathiformes; Syngnathidae
Product: nuclear mitotic apparatus protein 1-like
Exons: 8
Coding region: 11-937 (308 amino acids)
Biological process (GO): establishment of mitotic spindle orientation
Cellular component (GO): spindle microtubule; centrosome; spindle pole
Molecular function (GO): microtubule binding
Source: RefSeq, a predicted model, not a curated record